AUGGUGGAAGUUACGCCUUCGCAGAAUGAAAAUCCGACUAAAAUAUUUUAUUUAUCCUAUCAUUGCGUGCUGAAACCGACUAGCUCAACCACUAAACUUCGUGUGGUUUUUGAUGGUUCUGCGGAAUCGUCGACAGGAGUGUCCGUCAAUCAAACCCAAAUGGUUGGUCCGACAGUACAGAAUGACUUGGUGUCGAUUCACUUGAAAUUUAGAACGUUCCAGUAUGCGAUCAGCGCAAAUAUUCCGAAAAUGUAUCGACAAGUUGGGAUCGAUGACGUUUUUUUGCGAAUUUUUUGGAGAAACAAUAGUGAUGAUGCCUUGAAGGUUUAUGCGUUGAAAACAGUAACGUACGGUCUCGCAUCAUCGCCAUUUCUAGCAACGAUGGCAUUGAUACAACUGGCUAAUGACGAAGAACAACGAUAUCCGCUUGCUGCAACGACUGUGAAGAAAUCUUUUUAUAUCGAUGAUAUGCUCGCCGGUGCGAAUUCUUUGGAAGAGUCCAUGGAGCUGCUGCAACAGGUGACCGGCUUGCUGAACGACGGUGGGUUCGACAUACACAACGUUUGCUCGAACUCAAAGGAGAUAUUGAAAAUGGUUCCCGAAGAGAAACGAGAAAAAUUUGGAGUAAUUGAAGACGCUGCUAUCAACGGCUUGAUGAAGACACUCGGAAUCGUGUGGAAUCCUGACAGUGAUGUAUUUACGUUCCGGAUUGCAGAAGCACUUCAAUCGACACAUUUCACAAAGAGGAUGAUCUUGAGCGAAAUUUCCAGAAUUUUCGAUCCACUGGGUUUCCUUGGUCUGGUGAUUAAAACAGCGAAAUUAUUCAUGAGGGAACUGUGGCUUCUCGAACUACAUUGCUUCUGUUACCUGCCAGACAUCCUGUGA
Messenger RNA from Toxorhynchites rutilus septentrionalis, 885 nucleotides. RefSeq lists its product as uncharacterized. NCBI's taxonomy places the organism in Eukaryota, Metazoa, Arthropoda, Insecta, Diptera, Culicidae. The record is from RefSeq and is a predicted model, not a curated record. Bases 1 to 885 code for a protein of 294 amino acids. The transcript has a single exon.